UCGCGCCGUCGCAGGUCUUCGUCCUCGCCGCUGAAAAAAAACAAGAUGGCCGCGCUCGCGUCGUCCACCAUCAUCGGCGCCCGGGGCGUCGUGGCGAACCGCCGCGUCAUCUCCGCGCGCACCUCCGCCGGGUCCGGGUCCCGCGCCGCCGGCCGCCGGACGAUCGUCGUCGUGAACAUGGCGAGGGAGACGGAUCCGAAGAAGCGGAUCGUCGUCACCGGCAUGGGCCUGUGCUCCGUGUUCGGGAACGACUACGACAAGUUCUACGACAAGCUCCUCGCGGGGGAGUCCGGCGUGGACAUGAUCGAUCGGUUCGACACCGAGGACUUCCCCACGAAGUUCGCGGCGCAGAUCAAGGACUUCGACAACGAGGGGUUCAUCGACAAGAAGAACGCGCGCCGGAUGGACAACUGCCUCCAAUACGCGCUCGUCUCCGGGAACAAGGCUUUACUCGACGCGGGUCUGGACGACGACGCGAUCGAGAAGCUGGACAAGACGCGCGUCGGCGUCCUCGCCGGCAGCGGCAUGGGCGGCCUGACCGUGUUCCAAGACGGCGUCAAGGCGCUCGUGGAGAAGGGCCCGAAGAAGAUCACGCCGUUUUUCAUCCCGUACGCCAUCACCAACAUGGGCGGCGCUCUGCUCGCGAUCGAGAAGGGUUUCAUGGGCCCGAACUACUCCAUCUCGACCGCGUGCGCGACCGCGAACUACUGCUUCCACGCGGCGGCGAACCACAUCCGCAAGGGCGAGGCGGAUAUCAUCGUCGCCGGCGGCGUCGAGGCGCCGAUCAUCCCGGUCGGCCUCGGCGGCUUCGUCGCGUGCCGCGCGUUGUCGUCCAACAACGACAACUACAAGGGCGCGUCCAGACCGUGGGAUAAGGGCCGCGAUGGAUUCGUCAUGGGCGAGGGCGCGGGAUUGCUCGUCCUCGAGUCGCUCGAGUCGGCGCAGAAGCGCGGCGCGAGGAUCCACGCCGAGUACCUUGGCGGCGCCGUCACGUGCGACGCGCAUCACAUGACGGACCCGCGACCGGACGGCAGCGGCGUCGGUCUGUGCAUCACGAAGGCGGUCGAGGACGCGGGGAUCGACAUCUCCGAGAUCAACUACAUCAACGCGCACGCGACGAGCACGCUCGUCGGCGACGUCGCGGAGGUGAACGCGGUGAAGAAGGCGUUUAACAACAAGCUCGACGGCGUGAAGAUGAACGGCACGAAGUCCAUGGUCGGUCACUGCCUCGGCGCCGCGGCCGGCGUGGAAGCGGUCGCGACGAUCAUGGCGAUCAAGACCGGGUGGUUGCACCCGACGAUCAACCAGGAGGACAGCAUCGACGAGGUGGCGGACAUCGACACGUGCCCGAACGUCAAGGUGGAGCACGAGGUGAAGGUGGCCAUCUCGAACUCGUUCGGGUUCGGCGGGCACAACUCCUCGUGCGUCUUCGCGCCGUUCGAGGCGUGAGCGAUGGGCGAUGGGACGCGUGCGUCGAGUCGAUUUUGAUUCGUUCGUGAGUUUGGGUGCGCGUGUUGGGGGGUGGUUCGAAGGAUGUGAGAGGAGACGAAAAGGCGAGGCGGCGGCUCCCGGAAUAUUAGGGAGGAGGGAACGCGUCGGGUGCCGUCGGCGAGAGGCGAGUAGAUAGGAGGAGGCAACGAGGAGGGAUAUCGGAUCAGGCGGGGAUUGUCAUGUGAGACGACGACGGCUUCGUUCUUAGGGUCCGUCUAUCCAUC
Molecule: messenger RNA, 1715 nt
Organism: Micromonas pusilla CCMP1545
Lineage: Eukaryota; Viridiplantae; Chlorophyta; Mamiellophyceae; Mamiellales; Mamiellaceae
Exons: 1
Coding region: 46-1449 (467 amino acids)
Biological process (GO): fatty acid biosynthetic process
Cellular component (GO): mitochondrion
Molecular function (GO): 3-oxoacyl-[acyl-carrier-protein] synthase activity
Source: RefSeq, a predicted model, not a curated record